AUGAUUGCUUCAAAUAAAUCACGUACGGAUAAACUGGAUCUUAGUCCUUAUCAUCAAUUAAGAAGAACUGAAGCAAAAGUGAAACAUAUCGAACCAGAAAGACAAAUGAGCACAGAAGAAAUGCACAAUUUGUUCCACAGUGUUGAAAACACAGCAACCAAACAUGGAAACGUACAUGGUAAACGACAGAAAGAACAAUCUGGAAAAACAUCCUCUCAUGAAGAGUAUGACAGAUCUGGUGUUUGUAAAUUACCCUAUCUGAAUCCGUAUGACCCUGCCAUAAAGCCAAUUAUCGGACAAACAGAACUCAAAUGCAAAUAUGAGUCAAUUAUAUAUGAGAAUGGUCAAAGACUUUCAGUGAAUUGGACUGCUGUUAAACUUUCAAAUGUAUCUUCCACAUUUGCAUAUUGUACUUACAAGCCUAUAAGUAGACCGGCGGUAGUAACUGAUCACAAUUACUUUGAGUAUGGACAAGAGAGUGUCCGAUUUACUGAGUCCAUUGAUGUUGCAGAUGAAUUUAUUCGAGUCCAAUGCUAUAAUUCCAGCCAUGAAGUUGUAUUUCAAAGUUUUCAUCAGUUUGUUUUAUUAAAAGAGGAAGUUGAGAUGAGAUGCAACAAAGCUUUUAAGGAACACUUACACAACAAAACAGUAAAGGAAACAAUGAAUGUGAUCCUCUUAGGCAUUGACUCUGUUUCCAGGUUACAGUCUAUAAGAUCACUUAAGCGAACAAGGGCCUAUCUGCUUGAUGUACUUGGUGCUGUAGAACUUACAUUGUAUAACAAAGUCGCCGAUAAUACCUUUGUGAAUAUUGUACCCAUGACAUUGGGGAAGUUUAUCGAAGAGAUGCCAUACAAUGAAUCAGUUGGCUCGAAUGAACCGUUUGACAAAUACAACUUCAUUUGGAAACAAUUUUCUAUGAAGGGUUAUCGAACGUUGUUUGCCGAAGAUGCUCCAAACAUGGGUACUUUUGAUUAUGCAAAAAAGGGGUUUCACCGAUAUCCCACAGAUUAUUUUAAUAGGCAUUUCUCUGUCGCUAUGGAUAAAGAACGAGAAUUAUGGAAUACUGAUGAACUGUGUGUAGGAAAUCGAUUGGAAAGUGCUUAUAUAUUAGAUUACACUUUUGGUUUUGCACACCUUCACAAACACGAGCCAUACUUUGCAUUUUCCUUCAUAGCAAGAUUGACCCAUGAUGAUUUUUAUUAUGCUCAAUAUGCAGAUUUGCCUCUUUUUAAUUUCAUAAAAGAUCUGGAUGAAGGUCAGCUGCUUAAUAAUACAUUAUUGAUUAUUUUCAGUGAUCAUGGAGUGCGGUUUGGGAAAGUACGUGAUACGUACAUUGGUAUGAUGGAGGAACGGCUACCGAUGAUGUUCUUAAGAUUUCCUCCGUGGUUUAAAGAAAAGUACUCCUUUCUUUGGAAUAACCUGAGGAAAAACGCCAACCGCCUCUCAACACCGUUUGAUAUCUAUGAAACUCUCAAAGACGUCUUAAAUUUUGAUGACGAUAUACUAAAAAGAAAAGAUCAAAGCAGAGGUGUUAGUUUAUUUCGAGAGAUUACGGAGUCGAGAACUUGUGCUGAAGCUGGUAUCCUUCCUCACUGGUGUGCAUGCGCAGAACGUAAGGAAGUCAGCACUUCAGAUUCCAUAAUAAUUAAUGUUGCUAAAUUUCUUGUCAAAAGUAUUAACGAUAAGUUAAAAGAUUCUCGAGACAAAUGUGAAGUUAUAGGCUUAUCAGAAAUUAGAAGUGCAUCUCGAUUACGAAUAUCGGACAGAGUUCUGGAUUAUGUGAGUAAGAAAUCAGGGAAAGUAAAAACUCAAAAUCAUUAUCAGAUUAAAAUUAAGACAAACCCAGGGAAUGCUUUAUUUGAAGCAACCAUUUUUCAAGAUGAAAGGCUGCAUAUUCGGAGAGUAGAAGGCGACAUUAGCAGAAUAAAUAUAUAUGGAAACCAGUCAUCUUGUAUCAAGAAUAACUAUGAACUGAAAAAAUAUUGCGUCUGUAAAUUAUUAGUCUAA
Messenger RNA from Saccostrea echinata, 2007 nucleotides. RefSeq lists its product as uncharacterized. The transcript has a single exon. NCBI's taxonomy places the organism in Eukaryota, Metazoa, Mollusca, Bivalvia, Ostreida, Ostreidae. The record is from RefSeq and is a predicted model, not a curated record. The coding region runs from base 1 to 2007 and encodes 668 amino acids.